Molecule: messenger RNA, 1968 nt
Organism: Eutrema salsugineum
Lineage: Eukaryota; Viridiplantae; Streptophyta; Magnoliopsida; Brassicales; Brassicaceae
Exons: 2
Coding region: 116-1906 (596 amino acids)
Source: RefSeq, a predicted model, not a curated record
UAUAGCUAAAAAAAAGAAGGAACCAGAAUAUCUACUGUUUUCCGGUGGAGACACGCCGGAGCCGAAACCGUCAACUGAAUAUCAAUCUCGAGAGAGGGUUUACGGCUCAGAUAUUAUGGUGAUGGAAGGGGAUUCAGACAUUACUGGCCACAAAAAUGAGGGGACUUUGAAAACCCUAGACCAGAUUGAGGAAAAGGCUUCGUCGAUUCUUAAGUUCUCGCAUCAGUUUGAUAACAUGAUAGACUCACUGCCACUAGAGCGGAAGGAAGAACGACUGAGAGCGGUUGAAAUGAAGGAGAAGGAAAUCGGUUUGCUUGAGGAGUCGAUUUCUGGUAAACUAAUAGUAUUAGAGGAGAAAGAGAUGGAUUUUGAUUUGAGACAGGUCAUUGAAGCAAACCUCAUGAGCUUGGUUUUUGAGAAGCAGAGUGAAGAAGUAGCGAUCCAGUUAGACGCUCAGGAGAAGAAGCUUUGUUUGAUUCACCAUUCGUUGAAAAAGAAACUUGGAGAUAUGAUGAGUGAGUUUGAAGCAAAGAAAGAGGAAGCUCGCCGGCUUUUUGAGUCAAUCCUUGAGGAGUUGUGUGAGUUAGAGAAUGCUGAGAAGGAUUUUGUUCUGAAUCAAAAAGUGGAGACUGAGAGACAAAAGGAGGAAAGUAAGCAGCUUAAAGCAAGGAAGAAUGAGCUCAGAUCACUUGAGGAAGCCAUCAAAGAGAAAUCUGCUGAACUGAUUAGAAAGGAAGCGAAUUUUGAGCUGAAACAGAGAGAAGAAGCUGAUAAAUGGAGAGAAGAGACUGAACUGAGGAGCAAAGCUCUUGAGAUUAAGGAGAAGACACUGGAAAAAAGACAGAAAGAGCUUGAACUGAAGCAGAUGGAGUUAGAAGAAAGAUCGAAGCAACAACUAAUAGAAAGAGAGUCUCGAAAGAGAUCCAACCUUGAAUUUGAGCCUCCCAUGUUGAUGGUUGAAAGUGAUGUUGCUUCUCUUACUCGGCUAGCCAAAAAGCAAAAAUCUCAGGAAGCAGAUUUGGCUUGUGCGCCAUUGGGUAAACCGGAUCCUGCGUCUAAACACAUAAGUGAAGCAAAUGAUGGAGACACAAAAGGAGUUGUCUGCAUAGAUAAAAGUGAUGAGGAUCCUAAAUCAUUAACUUGUCCUGAUGCAAAGUUUAAUGACUUUAACAAGUCAAUGAGCUCUUUUGCUGUCGAUCAAGUAUGGGCAUUAUAUGAUUCAACAGAUGAUAUGCCGAGGAAAUAUGCUCAAAUCAAGAGAGUUUUUGGCUGGGAAUCCGAGUUGAGUCUGCUGGUGACAUUGCUUGAACAUGUCAACACUAAAAAAGAUGAGAAAUCUAUUCGCAGUGCUUGUGGGAGAUUCGAAUAUGGAGAUACAGAGAUAAAAACCCACUUGAUGUUUGCUCAUGAGAUGCAGCACAUCAAAUGUGGCAAUGAUGUCAUAGUGAACCCAAGAAAGGGAGAAACAUGGGCUCUUUUCAGAGAUUGGAAUAAAAGUUGGAACAGUCACUCGGAUCUUCACGAGCCUCCUUAUAGAUACGACUUUGUGGAAGUCAUCUCUGAGUUUGACGAUCGUAUAGGAAUUGCAGUGGCCUAUAUGGGGAAAGUUAAAGGCUUUGUAUCGGUCUUUUACCAUGCUGAGCAGCAUGGACUCAGCAAGAUCAUGAUCCCACCUGGGGAGAUGCAGAGAUUCUCUCAUAAAGUUGCAUCGGUUAAACUGAGAGGAGAAGAGAAAGAGGGAGUCCCGGCUGGUUCUUAUGAGCUAAACCCUGCUGCUACGCCGAGCUAUGAUUCUGUGCUUGAGGAGGUGGUGGAUACGGAAAUACAAAGUAAGGAUUGUGGUAAAGCUCCAACGGUUGAAAAUCCAGAUGGGUCUACAGAAGAUCAGCCCAUUAUAAUAGAUUAGUCUGGUAUAUAUAUAUGCAUGUAAAGUGCCAUUGGUGAUGGCUUUUUGAGGUCGCAGAAAGU